Molecule: messenger RNA, 759 nt
Organism: Schizosaccharomyces japonicus yFS275
Lineage: Eukaryota; Fungi; Ascomycota; Schizosaccharomycetes; Schizosaccharomycetales; Schizosaccharomycetaceae
Product: DNA-directed RNA polymerase I complex subunit Ker1
Exons: 1
Coding region: 93-548 (151 amino acids)
Biological process (GO): termination of RNA polymerase I transcription; transcription by RNA polymerase I; nucleolar large rRNA transcription by RNA polymerase I
Cellular component (GO): nucleolus; RNA polymerase I complex
Molecular function (GO): DNA-directed RNA polymerase activity
Source: RefSeq, a predicted model, not a curated record
CAGUGUUUUGCAUCUGUCGUCUCCCACCCGGACAUACGCGUUCGUGAGGAAGGAAAAACUUUGGAAUCGAAGUAAAAAAGGGAAGAAAAACAAUGUCGACCGAGUGUCCUCCUCCUAUUCGUAUUGGUAAACGUCAGCCUCUUGGCUUGGAUGACGCUGCUGGGAUUCUGGAGCGUUAUAUUGGCGUCUUGAGCAAAUUCCAAGACGACAAAUCCGGCAAUGAAAGCAUUGUUGCUCAACUGAACCGCGUCUGUGCUUUCCUUCAAGGAAAGGAACUUCCUUUGCCAGUGAUUCCUCCCACCACAACCGAAAUUGUCGCCGAAAAAGCCGAUUUGGAGGUGGAAAAUGAAAAAACCAACCUGGAGUUGAGCAACGCUGAGGCUGUCUCAGCAGACGCAGACUCGAGAAAACAUGCUCGUGAGGACGACGAGUCUCAGCUGAGUCGUGAGGACCGCAAACGGCUGAAAAAGGAGCGUAAGAAGGCCGCCAGACGCGAAAAGGAAGAAUCCCGGAAGAAACAUGAAGACAAGGACGAGAGUUCAGAAUAAAGUUCGUUUACCGAGAUUUACCGAGUUUCUGAAAUUCCGCGAAAAUGUACUAUAACGCGCCGUAACGCAACACAAUGAGGUUUGGGACACCGCAGCGUAUCUUAUAUAAAGUUUAUUUUAAGCGAGAAAAUUGUAAAUGACAUAUUCGGCCGAAAACCCUGGGGGCUUCAAUCCCUGAACCUUAAUGCUAUUACUGUCGAUCCCUUCGCUU